This is a messenger RNA of Helobdella robusta, 855 nucleotides long. RefSeq lists its product as hypothetical. The coding region runs from base 1 to 855 and encodes 284 amino acids. The record is from RefSeq and is a predicted model, not a curated record. Gene Ontology annotation, biological process: proteolysis. The transcript has 5 exons. Gene Ontology annotation, molecular function: serine-type endopeptidase activity. NCBI's taxonomy places the organism in Eukaryota, Metazoa, Annelida, Clitellata, Rhynchobdellida, Glossiphoniidae.
AUGAACAAAUCUUUUAGAGAUUUACAAACUAAAUUUCGUCUGACGAGCAUCAAUAUAAAUUCAAUGAUAGUCGUCAAUGUGUACCUGGUGGCUUGUGUGGCUGCCGUCCAUGCAGCCCCAGAGACCCGAAUCGUGGAUGGAGUGAAAGCUGACAAGGGUGAGUGGCCUUGGCAGCUGGCGUUGUACAUUGGGACCCUAUUCAACUGUGGUGGGUCAAUUUUGGGGCCAACGUGGGGGGUGACUGCAGCCUACUGUGUUGGAGGAGCCCCGAAUUCAUACCAAAUGAUUGCAGGGACGAACUUAAACAGAAUUAGCUGCGGACCAUCUGAAUGCUUCAUUAGAGUUCUCGCCAAUGCCACAAGGCACCCGAAUUACACGGCCAUUGGACAGCGAGGUCACCCGAACGACCUAGCAUACAUCGCCUGGGAAUCACCGAUACCUGAAUUCAGUGGUGACGUGAAUGUGAAGUAUGCCAUGAGGGCCACCACUGACGACCAGAUCGGCAAGAACUGCUACGUCACCGGCUGGGGCCGACUGUCCGGUUACGGGCCAUUGCCAAUUGACCUUUACGAAGCAAAGGUGGGUGUGAUUUCGAAGGAGCAGUGCAGGAAAUAUUGGGGUGAUAAAGUUUCAGACAGUCAAAUAUGCGUUCAGGAUUUGAAAGACUUCACGUCUGGCCCAUGCACCAGUGAUAAUGGAGGACCCUUGGUUUGCGAAGUUGCACCGAAAAUUUGGGAAUUAGUUGGAGUAGCCUCAUGGGGGGCUGCAAAAUGCAACGCUUCCUACCCAUUUGUUUAUACCAGAAUGACGUCAUUCAAUAACUGGCUCGAUGGUCAGGUUAAACCGAAAUAUUAA